Molecule: messenger RNA, 1306 nt
Organism: Alternaria rosae
Lineage: Eukaryota; Fungi; Ascomycota; Dothideomycetes; Pleosporales; Pleosporaceae
Product: RTA1 like protein-domain-containing protein
Exons: 3
Coding region: 105-1064 (319 amino acids)
Cellular component (GO): fungal-type vacuole; plasma membrane
Source: RefSeq, a predicted model, not a curated record
GUGUCUUUAAGGCAUGCUCAUUUGCAACUAUUGCUUGAUAUAUACAACAAUUUAACAAGAAAAGCCUACCUGUACAUCGACGCCUACAUUCCAACACAAUUACAAUGGGCGACACCGAAUUCUGCAUUGAUAUCUCGCCUGAAUGUCCGGUUGAAGCCACAAUCUACGGGUACACACCAAAUCUCGCCGCCAACACGUUUUUCGCGGGUUUCUUCGGUCUUGCCCUCAUCGCUCAGCUUUACUUUGGUAUCCGCCACAAGACAUGGACUUACAUGAUCGGCGUUGGACUGGGAUGUUUGGCUGAAUGCCUUGGGUAUGUUGGCAGGGUGCUGCUCAACAGGAAUCCUUGGAGUGAAACUGGAUUCACAAUCCAGAUUGUCAUGCUCAUCUUUGCGCCCGCCUUCUUGGCUGCUGGUAUCUAUUUGACACUGAAACAUGUGGUCAUCCAGUUUGGCGAAGAGUGGAGCAGAGUCAGACCGAGUUGGUACACGUAUAUCUUCAUCGCUUGUGACAUUUCUUCGUUAGUUAUGCAGAGUGCGGGUGGAGCGCUCGCGGCCACGGCAGACCCGGGAGAGAGCAUCGGAGACGUCGGGACAGAUCUCAUGAUUGCGGGUAUCAUCUGGCAGGUUGUCGUACUUGCUAUAUUCGGCCUACUCGUACUGGAGUACAGCUUCCGCACCUACCGCCGACGCGAUCACCUCUCCGCUUCGGCGCUCACACUCUGGUCAAACCGACGCUUCCGAUUCUUCUGCGGUGCUGUUGUAGUCGCAUACACCGCUAUAUUUGUUCGAUGCGUGUACCGCAUACCCGAGUUACUCGGAGGCUGGGGAGGUGAACUUAUGCGCAACGAGCUUGAGUUCAUCAUACUAGAGGGUGCGAUGAUCGCGAUUACGGUGGCGGCGCAAACCGUAUUUCACCCGGGACUGUGCUUCCCUGCGCUGGGCAAUACCAUAGGCAAGCAGAAGUACGUCAAGGCUGGUAAAUCGGAAUCGGAGAUUGAAAUGAUGAUGCCAGGCGAGACGGCAUCUAGGAGGGAUAUAGCGUACGAGGCUUCUAGGGCAUAGUUUGAGACUGGAGGAGGGGAGACGAUGACCGUUCUGUAGUCCGACGUGAAGAUGGAGUUGUGUUAGGAUCCGGCGCAAACCAUACAGGCGAAUAGCAUGUUUCUCUAGAAUUAGAUGGAUGCUUUAGAUGGUGUACAUGGGAGCAAGGGCGACCAGUGAUGCAAUGCGCUUUCUUACUCGUUAGCGUCAAGCUAGGCUAGAACCGCGGCCUCUCACGAAUUGAUUGUCAACUUGCAGCAUGC